This is a messenger RNA of Tauraco erythrolophus (red-crested turaco), 829 nucleotides long. NCBI's taxonomy places the organism in Eukaryota, Metazoa, Chordata, Aves, Musophagiformes, Musophagidae. The record is from RefSeq and is a predicted model, not a curated record.
AAACCUUUGAAAUGCUUAUCAGACUGGCUGAGAAUUACACAAGCACACUUUUCUGCGAUGCGUAUAGAAACAUGGCUGCUGAGGCUACUACACGUGUUCAGGAGUUUUUCACAGAUGUUGGACUCUUCGUAUUUGGCACAGACAUUAGCACAGAGGAAUUCGUCAACAGAUUUUUUGACACCCUGUUCCCAGUAGUCUACAACCACGUGAUUAACCCUGGUCUGACUGACAUUUCGCUGGAAUACGCAGAGUGUCUCCGAAUGGCGAGAAGGGACAUCAGGCCCUUUGGUAACGUUCCCAAAAAGGCCGUAGGACAGAUGGGAAGAUCACUGUUACCCAGCCGGACUUUCUUGCAGGCUCUGAAUCUGGGGAUUGAAGUGAUCAAUACGACAGAUCAUCUGCAUUUCUCUAAAGACUGCAGCAGAGCUUUACUGAGAAUGCAGUACUGCCCUCAUUGCCAAGGGCUGACUUUAAGUAAGCCCUGCAUGGGCUACUGCCUCAAUGUCAUCCGGGGCUGCUUGGCUAACGUGGCAGAAGUUGAUCUUCAUUGGCGGGGAUAUAUCCAGUCCCUGGAGGAGCUCUCGAGUGCCAUGAGUGGAACAUACGACAUUGAGCAUGUGCUUCUCAACUUUCAUUCACUUGUUAAUGAUGCUCUCCUACAGGCUCGUGUCAGUGGGCCAGAAUUGUCUGAGCAGGUGAAGAAGGUAUGUGGUCCUCCUGUAAGGAAGCCUACGCAGUCUUCAGGUUGCUCCUUUGAUCAGAACAAAAAUAGUCAAAGGUUGAAGAUGUUCACAAGAGACAGUGAAGAAACUCUCGCCAACAGAAGAAA